AUGGAAACCGGAUCUGCCAAAGGAGUCCUGGGAUGUCUGAGUUUCCUGGAGACACAGAGACAGAAGAGCAGAGAGCAGCCUCCGAGCCGAGUCCAGGAGCUCAGAGACCGAGUAGAAGAACUGAAGAAGAAGAGAGAGAGACUGAGACACCAGAUACAAGUGCACCAGGUGGGACACAGAGGCUUUGGAGACACCAAGUGGGACACAGAGGCUUCAGAGACACCAGGUGGGACGCAGGCUUUAGAGAUACCAAGUGGGACACAGAGACACCAGGUGGGACACAAAGGCUUCAGAGACACCAGGUGGGACACAGAGGCUUUAGGGCUUUGGAGACACCAGGUGGGACACGAAGGCUUCAGAGUCACCAGUCCCAUGCACAGAGAAACCGCAGAGAAGGAGAAGUGCGACAUCACCUCAUGA
Knipowitschia caucasica is the source of this 420-nucleotide messenger RNA. The record is from the annotation of a GenBank genome assembly. NCBI's taxonomy places the organism in Eukaryota, Metazoa, Chordata, Actinopteri, Gobiiformes, Gobiidae.